AUGUCCGACCCCGCCGUAGAAAAGGAGCCGGGUCCGGCCACCGAGCAACCCGCCGCCGGUGCCCCUGCGGGCGAGAAGAGGAAGAGAGAGUACAAGGACUUUGGCCAUGAAGAGGAGAAAGCUACCCAUGCCAAGGUCGACAUGUCCCAGAUCGAACUCAAGGCCGAGGAUCUCUACGACAAGGAGAAGGUCGAUCUCGAGACGAUUGUUAUAGACGACGUCUUCAAGCUGCUUCAGUGCAAUGAUAAUGGUCUUACGGAUGAGGAGGCUGCUCGCCGUCUUGGUAUUUUCGGUCCCAACAAGCUCGAGAGCGAGGAACAGAAUCCCUUCCUCCAGUUCUUGAGCUUCAUGUGGAACCCGCUCUCUUGGGUCAUGGAGGCCGCUGCUCUUGUCGCCAUUGCUCUGUCCAACGGCGAGCACCGCCCUCCGGAUUGGUACGAUUUCGUCGGUAUCGUCCUCCUACUCUUCAUCAACUCGGCCAUCGGUUUCUACGAGGAGCGGAACGCUGGUAACGCGGUCAAGGCGCUCAUGGACUCGCUCGCCCCGAAGGCCAAGGUCAAGCGCUCGGACAAGUGGAGGGAAAUCGAAUCCUCCGACCUCGUCCCCGGUGACAUGAUCUCGUUCAAGAUUGGUGAUAUCGUUCCCGCCGACUGCCGUCUGACCGAGGCCAUCAACGUCUCGAUCGACCAGGCUGCUCUCACGGGCGAGUCUCUUCCCCAGAGCAAGAAGCUCGGUGACCAGUGCUUCUCUGGUUCCACUUGCAAGCAGGGUGAAGCCGAGGGUGUCGUCAUUUCCACCGGUCCCAACACGUUCUUCGGUCGCGCGGCGUCGCUCGUCGGUCAGGACGACGACACUACCGGUCACUUGCAGAAGAUUUUGGCCCAGAUCGGCUCGUUCUGCCUGAUCUCGAUCGGCCUUUUCGUUUUGCUCGAGAUCGUCAUCUUGUACCCGGCGUUCCACUAUACCUAUCGUCGCGGUCUCGACAACAUCCUUGUGCUCUUGAUCGGUGGUAUCCCCAUCGCCAUGCCCACCGUGCUGUCCGUCACGCUCGCUGUCGGUGCCCAGCAGCUCGCAAAGCACAAGGCCAUCGUCACCCGUAUCACCGCCAUUGAGGAAUUGGCCGGCGUCACCAUCUUGUGCUCUGACAAGACCGGUACUUUGACCACGAACAAGCUUACCAUCGACCGUGGCACGAUUAAGACAUACGGCCCCUUCUCUCCCGAGGACGUUAUCCUCCUUGCCGCUUACGCCUCGCGUACGGAGAACCAGGACGCCAUCGACCAGUGUGUUGUCAACGCCAUUGGCGACACGUCUCGCGCCCGCGCCGGUAUCAAGCUUUUGGACUUCAAGCCGUUCAACCCCGUCGACAAGCGUACCGAGAUUACCUACCGUGAAGAGGCCACCGGCAAGCUCAAGCGCGUCACCAAGGGUAUGACGGGUAUCAUCAUCGAGCUGUGCACGCGCAACAAGACCGAUGAGAUCGAGAACCGCCUUGAGGCUGACGUUGAGGAGUUCGCCACCCGUGGUCUUCGUGCGCUCGCUGUUGCCUACGAGGAACUUGACGGUCAGGACCCCGAGGGUGAGGGCAACGGCUUCGAGCUUAUCGGCCUGCUCGCAAUCUUCGACCCCCCUCGUGACGACACCAAGCAGACCAUCGACGAUGCGCUCGCCCUCGGCGUCAAGGUCAAGAUGGUUACCGGUGACCAGCUCGCGAUCGCGAAGGAGACCGGUCGUCGCCUCGGUCUCGGCGACCACAUGUACCCCGCGAAGGUGCUUAAGGAGGGUCCCGCCCCCGGUGGCAAGCACGCUUCUCUUGAUGAGAUGAUCAUGGACGCCGAUGGUUUCGCCGGUGUUUUCCCCGAGCACAAGUACGAGAUCGUCAAGCGUCUCCAGGGUCUCGGUCAUCUCUGCGCCAUGACUGGUGACGGUGCCAACGACGCCCCCGCCCUGUCUCGUGCCAACGUUGGUAUUGCUGUCGAGGGUGCCACUGAUGCUGCUCGCGGUGCCGCCGACAUCGUGCUCACCGAACCUGGUCUCUCCACCAUCGUGCACGCCAUUCGCGGUUCGCGUAUCAUCUUCCAGCGUAUGAGGAACUACUCCAUCUACGCUUGCGCCGUCACUAUCCGUAUCGUCGUUUGCUUCGCCAUCCUCGCGUUUGCCUACAAGUUCGACUUCCCGCCGUUCAUGAUCCUUAUCAUCGCUCUCCUCAACGACGGCACCAUCAUGACCCUCUCUGUUGACCGUGUGCUCCCGUCCAUGACGCCGGAUAGCUGGGACCUUGGCGAAAUCUUUGCCUACGCUGUCGCGUACGGUCUCUGGCUCACGCUGUCCACGAUUGCCCUUGUUAUCAUCAUCAUCGAGACGACCUUCUUCCAGGACAAGUUCGGCGUUACCCUCGAGAACACGGGCACCGUUGACCACAACGACCGCGAGCUCCACAUGAUCGUUUACCUCCAGGUCGCCAUCAUCUCGCAGGCCCUCAUCUUUGUCACCCGCUCGCACAGCUUCUUCUUCAUGGAGCGCCCGUCGUUCGCCCUCAUGGGUGCGUUCGGUAUCGCGCAGUUGAUCUCGUCCAUCAUCGCCGUCUACGCCAACUGGGGUUUCACCAAGGUCCACGGCAUUUCUGGUGGAUGGGUGGGUAUCGUCUGGAUCUGGGACAUCAUCUGGUUCCUGCCUCUCGACCUCAUCAAGUUCGCUAUGCGCGCCACCAUCAUCAAGUGGCUCCGUGCCCGCCACGAGCGCGCCAUGUCGGCCGAAGUCAAGGCUUCGUCUUCCGGCGUCCCCAUGACCCGCACUCAGUCCCGCGCCGCCUCCGUCCACGAAUCCCUGUACUCGAACCGUGUCGGUUUCCUCCGUCGUGCCGCCCGCAAGGUCGGUUUCGGCAACAGGAUCAAAAUGCGCCCCGAGGAACUGCAGCGCUUCAGCUCCAUCCAGGCCCAGCAGACUGGUGCCGUUCUCGCGCGUCACCCCAGCCGUCCGCAAGCAACAGCAUAG
Molecule: messenger RNA, 2994 nt
Organism: Punctularia strigosozonata HHB-11173 SS5
Lineage: Eukaryota; Fungi; Basidiomycota; Agaricomycetes; Corticiales; Punctulariaceae
Product: plasma-membrane proton-e
Exons: 5
Coding region: 1-2994 (997 amino acids)
Biological process (GO): proton export across plasma membrane; regulation of intracellular pH
Cellular component (GO): plasma membrane
Molecular function (GO): P-type proton-exporting transporter activity; ATP binding; ATP hydrolysis activity
Source: RefSeq, a predicted model, not a curated record